AUGGCAAAAGAAGAAAAUAAAGUUGAAUUCAUUACAGCAGUUUACAAAACAUAUCUGCACUGCCCAAAAUGUGCACACGACAUUCAAAAACCUCUCUUGAGAAUCCCAGGAAUUCAUAGGGUUGAUGCCAAAUUUGAAAAGGGUGAGAUCACAGUAAAAGGUGCCAUUGAUGCCAAGAAAAUUCAUGCGAGAUUGCAGAAAUGGAGUAAUAAAAAAGUUGAGUUAAUUUCUGAGACCAAGUCCAAUGAAGAAGUUAAAAAGUAUACCAAUAAUUUGUUCUUAAUAAAUUUGAAGGAAAAAAUAAGAACAAUUACUAUCAAGGCUUACUUGCAUUGUGAUCAAUGCGAAAAGGAGGCGUGUCGGAGGCUGCUGUUGCACAGAGGUAUACACAAUGUGAAAACGGAUAUAAAAUUGCAAACGAUAACGGUUGAAGGAGUGAUCGAGUCGGAAAAACUAGUGGCGUAUAUGCGAGAAAGGGUUCACAAAUAUGGUGAAAUAAUUAAUGUGCAAGAAAAAAAGAAAGAAUUGGAGAAGAAAGAAUUGGAGAAGAAAGAAGAGAAGAGAGAGAAAGUAGUUGAUGAGGUGAAAUCUGCAGGGGAAAAAGUUGUGGAGUUUAAGGAAGUUGUUAAGGAAGUUGAGGUCAGAGCUGAAGUUCCAUACUUCAUACAUUAUGUAUAUGCACCUCAAAUGUUUAGUGAUGAAAAUCCCAAUGCUUGUUCCAUUUCCUAAGAUAUAUAUGGGGUAUAUUACG
Molecule: messenger RNA, 751 nt
Organism: Erythranthe guttata (spotted monkey flower)
Lineage: Eukaryota; Viridiplantae; Streptophyta; Magnoliopsida; Lamiales; Phrymaceae
Source: RefSeq, a predicted model, not a curated record